Humulus lupulus (European hop) is the source of this 2260-nucleotide messenger RNA. Its product is annotated as 2-methylpropanoate--CoA ligase CCL4. Lineage: Eukaryota; Viridiplantae; Streptophyta; Magnoliopsida; Rosales; Cannabaceae. The record is from RefSeq and is a predicted model, not a curated record. The transcript has a single exon. Bases 407 to 2077 code for a protein of 556 amino acids.
AUCAAGCAAAAAAUAAAAAUAAAAGUUACUAAAAAUAUUUAUUAUUUUUUAUUUUUAAAAACAAAAAUAGUUAGCAAAUAUAUUUUUAUUUUUUAAAAAUAAAAAAAACAAAAAUAAAAAUAAUAAUUCUAUUUUUGUGAUUAAAAAAUUCAAAAUAAAAAUUUUUACCUAAUACAAACAAAAUGAAUUAUUAAACUAAUAAUUUAAAAGUCAACUUUAAUAAAAAAAAAUAGUACACAUAUGCAUUAUCUCUUAGCGUGAUGAAGACCGAGGAAUAAUUUCCAUGCAUAAAAUAUGAAAGAAGAUAAGCACGUUAGCCAAAUCAUCGUCAUGAUGAUAUCAUUUAUCAUCAGCCCCACAAAUACGGCCAAUUCAUUUCAUUUUAAUCGAAUCUAAGCACCCCAAGAUGGAAGAUCUGAAGCCGAGACCAGCCAGCUCCUCUCCACUCACCCCUCUGGGGUUUCUGGAAAGAGCCGCCACCGUUUAUGGCGACUGUACCUCCGUCGUUUACGACGCCGUUUCAUACACCUGGUCCCAGACUCACCGCCGCUGUCUCUGUCUUGCCUCCUCCAUCGCCUCACUCGGCAUCGAAAACGGCCAUGUCGUCUCCGUCCUCGCCCCAAACGUCCCCCAAAUGUACGAGCUUCACUUCGCCGUUCCCAUGGCCGGCGCCGUCCUCAACGCCGUCAACCUCCGUCUCGAUGCCCGCACCAUCUCCGUCCUCCUCCAUCACAGCGAAUCGAAACUCAUCUUCGUCGAUCAUCUCUCUCGUGAUCUCAUCCUCGAAGCCAUCGCUCUGUUCCCGAAACAAGCCCCUGUUCCUCGCCUCGUUUUUAUGGCGGACGAGUCUGAUUCGGGUAAUAGUUCAGAGUUGGGGAAAGAAUUCUUCUGCAGUUAUAAGGAUCUGAUCGAUAGAGGGGACCCGGAUUUCAAGUGGGUCAUGCCUAAAAGCGAGUGGGACCCGAUGAUUCUUAACUACACUUCUGGAACGACGUCAUCGCCGAAAGGGGUUGUCCAUUGUCACCGGGGAAUAUUUAUAAUGACAGUCGACUCUCUCAUCGAUUGGGGAGUUCCUAAACAGCCAGUUUAUCUAUGGACUCUGCCCAUGUUUCACGCCAAUGGGUGGAGCUAUCCUUGGGGUAUGGCGGCGGUCGGCGGGACCAAUAUCUGCCUGCGUAAAUUCGACUCUGAAAUAAUUUACGAUAUGAUAAGACGGCACGGCGUGACCCACAUGUGCGGAGCCCCCGUUGUACUCAACAUGCUCUCCAACGCGCCGGGAUCGGAACCGCUGAAAACAACGGUUCAGAUCAUGACUGCAGGAGCUCCGCCGCCCUCUGCGGUGCUUUUCCGGACCGAGUCGCUGGGCUUCGCGGUGAGCCACGGCUACGGGCUUACCGAAACGGCGGGGUUAGUGGUGUCGUGCGCGUGGAAGAAAGAGUGGAACCAUCUCCCGGCGACGGAGAGAGCGAGGCUCAAGUCGAGACAAGGGGUGGGGACGGUGAUGAUGACCAAAAUCGAUGUCGUCGACCCGGUGACCGGAGCCGCCGUGAAGCGAGACGGAUCAACGUUGGGGGAGGUUGUUCUGAGAGGCGGGUCGGUCAUGCUCGGGUACCUCAAAGACCCGGAAGGAACGGCCAAAUCCAUGACCGCAGACGGGUGGUUCUACACCGGGGACGUUGGAGUCAUGCACCCAGAUGGGUAUUUGGAGAUCAAAGACCGGUCCAAGGACGUCAUCAUCAGCGGCGGAGAGAAUUUGAGCAGCGUCGAGGUGGAGUCGGUUCUGUACAGUCACCCGGAUAUUUUGGAGGCGGCGGUUGUGGCCCGACCAGACGAGUUCUGGGGGGAGACGCCGUGUGCUUUCGUGAGCUUGAAGAAAGGUUUAACGAAGAAGCCGACGGAGAAGGAGAUCGUGGAGUUUUGUCGGAGUAAGUUGCCGCGUUACAUGGUACCCAAAACGGUGGUGUUUAAGGAGGAGCUUCCCAAGACAUCGACUGGGAAGGUUCAGAAAUUUAUACUGAGAGAUAUGGCCAGAGGUAUGGGCUCUGCAACUGCUGGAGCGAGCCGGAGCCGAAUGUGACGAGUGGAUUGCACGUGCCGCUGCUUGGUUGGUACCACUCUACUAGACUUAAAAUACCUCGAGUGUACAAAAUCUAGCUAAAAGACUUGAAAUUAUUGUCGUUGUUGUCAAGGUUUAGGUAUAAUAUCUUUUCACAAACACAACCUUUAUAAAGCUAAAGCUAGAUAUAGCUAAUCCUCUUCC